AUGUCUCAAACACUUAGGUCGAAAACUUUGGCAGAAGUUGACAUCGAUCAAGUUGCUUGCACCAACCCGUUUGUGAAGCUAGUGAAUGACCAGAGGAUAGUGGAGGUUCCUGAACUGACGCUGGAAUCUGGCAUCACGAUCCGCAAUUUCCCUAUUGCUUACAAAUCCUGGGGGUCGUUGAAUGAGAAGGGGGAUAACUGUCUAGUGAUAUGCCAUGCGCUCACAGGAUCAUCCGACGUGGCGGAUUGGUGGGGCCCAUUACUAGGUAAUGGCCAGGCUUUUGAUACUUCGCGAUUUUUCAUUAUCUGUCUGAACUCUAUGGGCUCUCCGUACGGCUCGUUCUCACCGUUGACUGUUGAUGAGGAGACGGGCAGACCGUAUGGGCCAGAGUUUCCUCUAUGCACAGUACGAGAUGAUGUACGUGCACACAAGAUUGUAUUAGACUCUUUAGGUGUCAAGUCAAUCGCGUGCGUUAUUGGUGGAUCCAUGGGUGGCAUGCUGGUGCUCGAAUGGGCAGCUAUGUUUGAUCGCCAAUACGUAAGAAACAUUGUUGCAUUGGCAACAUCCGCUAGGCACUCAGCCUGGUGCAUAUCAUGGUCUGAAGCUCAGAGACAGACCAUAUAUUCAGAUCCUAAAUACGAGGACGGAUACUAUCUUUUGGAAGAUCCUCCAACUGCAGGGUUAUCGGCGGCUCGUAUGUCAGCGCUUUUAACCUAUCGUUCGAGAAACAGUUUUGAAAAAAAGUUUGCUAGAAGGUCGCCUUCUUUAGAGCAUCAAAGGAAGGUUGCUCAGCAGGAAUUGCCCUUACCAUCAACAGUCAGUGAGCAAUCGUUGCAAAUUCAUAAUGAUGGUCAUAACCAUAAAAGAGAAAACUCGUACCAGAAAUGCAAUAGCGUCGUGUCAUCGAACUCUUCAGAAUCCGUUCGUUCUGUCUCGUCUGUAACGUCGUCAAGUUCAGUAACAGGGUCAACAAAAGAGGUGAAGCCGCCACAGACAUAUUUCUCUGCUCAAAGCUAUCUAAGAUAUCAUGGGACAAAAUUCGUUAACAGAUUUGAUGCUAAUUGUUAUAUUGCAAUUACGCGAAAACUGGAUACGCAUGAUUUAGCUCGUGGCAGAGAAGAGCAUGAGGAAGAUAUCACCCGAGUCUUGCAUUCUAUUGAUCAACCUUCGUUGAUCAUUGGUAUAACAUCAGACGGUCUAUUUACAUAUUCCGAGCAAGAAUUUCUGGCAGAAAAUAUUCCUAAUUCAACGCUGACAGAAAUCCAGUCACCAGAAGGCCACGAUGCUUUCUUAUUGGAGUUCAAAUACAUAAAUGAACUAAUAAUCAAAUUUUUAAAACAAAAUGCUGAGGAGAUCAUGUCAUCUCCUCCCCGUCUUUGGAAGGAAAACGAUUCGAGCGUUGUUAUAACAGACUCAUUAUUUGGCGAGGCUGAAGAGGUAACUAAUUGGUAA
Messenger RNA from Zygotorulaspora mrakii, 1452 nucleotides. It is a transcript of the gene MET2, whose product is annotated as homoserine O-acetyltransferase. The transcript has a single exon. Gene Ontology annotation, molecular function: homoserine O-acetyltransferase activity. The coding region runs from base 1 to 1452 and encodes 483 amino acids. Gene Ontology annotation, biological process: L-homoserine metabolic process. Lineage: Eukaryota; Fungi; Ascomycota; Saccharomycetes; Saccharomycetales; Saccharomycetaceae. The record is from RefSeq and is a predicted model, not a curated record.